Cornus florida is the source of this 1750-nucleotide messenger RNA. RefSeq names its product probable serine/threonine-protein kinase PBL7. The record is from RefSeq and is a predicted model, not a curated record. Gene Ontology annotation, molecular function: protein kinase activity; ATP binding. NCBI's taxonomy places the organism in Eukaryota, Viridiplantae, Streptophyta, Magnoliopsida, Cornales, Cornaceae. Gene Ontology annotation, biological process: protein phosphorylation. The transcript has 6 exons. The coding region runs from base 173 to 1345 and encodes 390 amino acids.
AGAGACAAAGUGACGCUCACUGAUUCACUGUGAGCUCUUUCAUUUCAAAUCUCCUCUCUCUCUCAACUUUCCUAAUAUAUAUAUAUCUCCUCUCUCUCUCUGGCUUCACCAUUCCAUUCCCCAACCAUUUUUUAGGGUUUGGAUUAGGGCUUUUGUAUGUUUACAAGAAGCAAUGGAAUCAGACGAUUAUAAGAGGAAGGAGAGCAUAGCUCUGGUGGUAAUCGUAGUGCUCGCUUCACUCGCCAUCGCUUCGUUGCUCGUCGCCUUCAGCUACUACUGCUACAUACGCAACAAAGUCGCCAAGCGCUUAAAGAACCACAAAAGGUUUGAUUAUGAGGAUAAAGGUAGCACUUUUUUGAAUAUUCAAGUUGCUACUGAGAAAGGGCUACGGUUCUUCACCUUUAAGCAGCUACAUUCGGCCACUGGUGGUUUUGGCAAAUCUAAUGUGAUUGGACACGGUGGGUUUGGGUUAGUGUACCGAGGAGUUCUACAAGAUGGGAGGAAGGUUGCAGUCAAGUUGAUGGAUCGAGCUGGAAAGCAGGGAGAAGAGGAAUUUAAAGUAGAGGUAGAACUGUUGAGUCGACUCUGUUCACCAUACCUGCUGGCAUUGAUAGGCUACUGUUCAGAUGAUAACCAUAAAUUGUUGGUUUAUGACUUCAUGGCUAAUGGUGGUCUGCAGGAGCAUUUGUAUCCCAUCAGUGGUUCCAAGUCUGUUUCUUCAAAGUUGGACUGGGAAACCCGGUUGAGAAUAGCUUUGGAAGCAGCAAAGGGUUUGGAAUAUCUCCAUGAACGUGUCAACCCUCCAGUGAUUCACAGAGAUUUUAAGAGCAGUAACAUCCUGUUGGACAAAAAUUUUCACGCAAAAGUUUCUGAUUUUGGAUUGGCUAAGCUUGGAUCUGACAAAGCUGGUGGACAUGUUUCCACCAGAGUACUAGGCACCCAGGGAUAUGUUGCCCCUGAGUAUGCGUUAACUGGGCAUCUGACAACAAAAUCAGAUGUUUAUAGUUAUGGAGUUGUCCUUCUGGAGUUGCUUACUGGCAGAGUUCCAGUUGAUAUGAAGAGAGCUCCUGGAGAAGGUGUUCUUGUAUCUUGGGCUUUGCCCUGCCUCACGGAUAGGGAGAAGGUUGUACAAAUUAUGGAUCCAGCAUUAGAGGGUCAAUACUCAAUGAAGGACGUUAUUCAGGUGGCUGCUAUUGCUGCAAUGUGUGUGCAACCAGAGGCAGAUUACAGGCCAUUGAUGGCAGAUGUUGUGCAGUCACUGGUGCCACUGGUGAAAUAUAACAGACCAUCUUCGAAAGUAGGUAGCUGCUCUAGCUUUCAUGCUACCCAGUCUCCCAAGGCAUAGGACCUCUGGUGAAGUGUGUGAAACCAGUCAAAGCCAGUAAUAUAUGCUUCCUUGCUAACUUAUGUUUUGUGCACACUAUCAUUUAGGGUUUUUGGUCUUAGGUCAUUGGUUUUGGUGAAGAAACUAGUUUGUUGUAGUAGUAAUAGGCUUCUGGUGGAGACGAUUUUGUACGCUUGCCAAACUUGCAUCUGAUGAAAAUUUUGAUUUAUCCAACUAGCCUCGACCGUAGAAGCCACCAAUGUCGAAAAUACUGUAGAACUGGUUGAUUUGUUAGAUGUAAUGUAAACUGGUUCAAAUAUUCACAAACUUUAAUGCUGUAUUUUCAGGGGAAUUGUGGCCUGGCAAUUUUUAGAGUUUAUUCCUAUAUUUCAACUUUAAUGAACAAAGGUUGUGAUUUCUCUUGCU